AUGACGAUUUCCGAUCUUCCUCACGAUCUGGUAUCAGAAAUACUCGCUAGGGUUCCGGCCAAGUGUCUAGCGAAAUCGGAAACUACUUGCAAACGAUGGUACGCUUUAUUCAGAGAUGAAAAUUUCAUCACAAGGAACAAAAAGAUGAGUAAACCAGUAAGGGAGUCAAUAUUACAGAGUAAUUUUUGGGUUUGUUCAACCGGUGACGAUCUGCAUGGAAUUCACAACAGAACCAGCGUUGAUCCAUCUAUCGAGUUUCCCAGUAAACUUUGUUAUCUAAAGAAGGAUACAAAAGAAAUCAAGAAAAUAUCUCAAAUCUAUACCUGCGACAGUUUGAUAUUAUGCUCAACUGAAGGAAACAAUUGGCUUGUGAUUUCGAACCCUUGUACCGGUCAAAGGAGGCUGAUCAAACCUAGAACUUUUUACCGGGAAGAUGAUACCUAUGCGUUAGGAUACGUAAACAGCAACAAGCCUCCUUCUUCUUCUUCUCCACCUCCUUCUCAUAGCCACAAGAUCUUGAGGUGUUUCUAUCACGAAAACGAGCAGAGUGUCAAGGUUGCUGCGUUUGAGAUGUAUGAUCUUAGCUCUGGUUCUUGGAGGGUUCUUGAUGACUUAACUGGUGACUAUCGCGAAUUUAGAUACGGAAUGUCUUUGAAAGGAAAUACUUACUGGGCUGUUGGAGAUUUAGGAACGGGUCUUUUCUUGAUGAAGUUUGAUUUCACAACAGAGAAGUUUGUGCGUCUCUCGCUUCCCUUUCAGAGCUUUACCUAUGAACUUUCGGCUCCUCUAUCUGUUGUUAAGGACGAAAAACUCUCGGUUGUACAUCAGGAUGUUCAAGACUUUCCGGUUCUGAUGAAAUUUUGGGUGACCAAUAAGGUUGAUGAUGAAGACAAAGACUUGUCUUGGAGGAGCGACUUUGUGUUAGAGGUGGAUUUGUAUAAGUUUGAGUUACCAAGUGUGGUGAGGGUGUCAAGCUUCUUGUUGGACGAGGAGAAUAAAGUGGCAGUGUGUUGUGAUUUAGUCUCCGAUGAUGAUGAAUCUUGGAACUACAGUACCAGGAUCUACAUUGCUGGAGAGGAUAUGUUUAAACAAGUUUACAUAGAGACUCCAAGAAGACUUCGUUGCCUGCGACCACUUCUCCUUACUUAUGUUCCAAGUUUGGUUCGCAUUCAGACACAUAAACCCAUAAGGCAAAAGAAAAGAAGAUUAGUUUAA
Messenger RNA from Microthlaspi erraticum, 1215 nucleotides. Lineage: Eukaryota; Viridiplantae; Streptophyta; Magnoliopsida; Brassicales; Brassicaceae. The record is from the annotation of a GenBank genome assembly.